GCCGGAAGUGGCCUCUCACUUCCGUUUCGGGUCACCCGGAAGUUAUUCCUCCCUGCCCCGGAAACGACGCUACCCUCCCGCCUCCCGAGACGUAAAGUGGAGCGACUGAGGCCGAAAGCGAGAUGCCAGUAGCCGUGGGUCCCUACGGACAGUCCCAGCCCACCUGCUUCGACCGAGUGAAGAUGGGCUUCGUGAUGGGCUGCGCCGUGGGCAUGGCGGCCGGGGCGCUGUUCGGCACCUUUUCAUGCCUCAGGAUCGGGAUGCGGGGCCGGGAGCUGAUGGGCGGAAUUGGCAAAACCAUGAUGCAGAGCGGGGGUACCUUCGGAACGUUUAUGGCCAUCGGAAUGGGCAUCCGCUGCUGACCGUGGCGUCUCCACCUCUUCCCAAGACCCCCGCGCACCUCCUUGUUUAAUAUAAUAAAAGGCUUUGAGUA
Dromiciops gliroides (monito del monte) is the source of this 433-nucleotide messenger RNA. It is a transcript of the gene ROMO1, whose product is annotated as reactive oxygen species modulator 1. Gene Ontology annotation, biological process: protein insertion into mitochondrial inner membrane; protein import into mitochondrial matrix. The record is from RefSeq and is a predicted model, not a curated record. The coding region runs from base 123 to 362 and encodes 79 amino acids. The transcript has 3 exons. Gene Ontology annotation, cellular component: TIM23 mitochondrial import inner membrane translocase complex. NCBI's taxonomy places the organism in Eukaryota, Metazoa, Chordata, Mammalia, Microbiotheria, Microbiotheriidae.